AUGUCGGGGAACACCUUCUUUCAGCCCUAUGUCGAUCUGUUGAACAGAAUACUAGCAGUCGCGAUCGAGAAGCCGUUACUCUUCAUGAUUCAAGCCUUUGUUACUAUCUGCUUGAUCACACGGAGAUGGACUGCUUUCCAAAAGAGCUACCGUCAACCAGACCCCAGUCUUAAUACUCAGGCUAUUCCACGUGUGCCUUACUGGAUCCCUUUUGUUGCCAACACAUUGAGCUUUUCCUCUCGAUCACAAUCAUGGCUUCUGAGUCAGGCCAAGGCUCAAAGGGCAGGCGUAUUUGCGUUGAGGAUCUAUGGUCGCGAUCACGUUAUCGUUGCAUCGCCAAUGCUCUGUGCAGCUCUGUCAGAUUCUGACAGUCUCAGCAGCGAGCUAUCAUCUGGCUUACGAAGCAGAAGGUUCUUCGACAAUCCACAUACGGACCAAGCCAUGCAAAUUCGCAACCGCGAAGCUGUCGCCUCUUUCAAGCUUGAUAGAUCGCGAGUCAGAAAGUUACUGAAGCUCCUGGAAGCGAAUACCUACAAUUUAAUCUCAUCAUCUAGGUCCUGGGUCGAUCAAGCACAGUGGGAACGGACUGCUGAGGUCAAUGUCAUAACCGAGGACCCUGAACUAUCUGUCUCUGCCAACAUCAACAUCCUCAUCCGUGACUUUGUCUCGCACAUGUUCUUCUCUGUGCUACUCGGUAGCUCCUUCGUCGAAGCCAAUCCGGAUCUCUUACCUGAUUUCUUCUAUUUCAGCUCAAAAUACAGCACGUUCAUGACAGGGUUACCGUACUGGAUCGGUCCUGGUCUCGGACCUCCUGCUCGAGCUCGAGAGAAAUGCCUCCUUACACUCGAUGGCCUUGUACAUGCUAUCAUCGCGGACACGGAGCGAACAGGUGGAAGUGCACUAGGUGUUGGGAUGCUGUAUGACGUUCAAGACGUCCAUCCUGCUGUUGUGAAACUUGUCAAGAGUGCCAGACAACACAACCGCCGUGCUAAAAAUGUGCGAUCGAUUUCAUGCGAAGUGCUUCAGAUGUUAUUCUACACCACUUUCCACGAUGUGAACUUGGUUGUAUGGAUGAUUAUCUACCUAUUCAUGAAGGGCGAAGAAUAUGCAACAACAUUGACAGCGGUGAAGGAAGAAAUAACAGCAAUAGUCCGUGUUGAGAAACCACCGCCGAGCGGACUCCCUUUUCAAGAACCACCAAGGCUGAAAUUCAAGACCGAGAUUGUUCAUUUGCUUGCGGAAAAGUGUCCCAUGUUGACGGCAACACUAUCUGAAGUGCAGCGUCUCGAGGCCGAGUACGAAGACUACUUCGUUGUGGAGAAAGACUUUGUGCUAAAAGCAACCACGGACGAUAAGCAGGACAGCACAGCAGGAGAAUCAAAGAAGAGAGGUGGGAAGUUCGAGCUCUGGCAAGGUGAUCGCGUUCACGCAGCAUACGGAGCUACAAAUAAAGACCCACAAUAUUGGGAUCGACCUAGGAGGUUCGUCCCGAGCAGGUUCAUGUCAAAAUCCGAGGCGGAAACUGACACGAGUAUUGCGGUUUGGAAGAGCCUACCCAGUCGCGGGGGACCUGGGGAAGUGGGUGGUGAGCUUGUAUUGAUCACUGCUGCGCUCUUGUUAUUCUUUGAGUUCACUUCGAUGAAUGGAAGUGGACUAAGUCAUCCAGGCUCCACGAUAGUGGCAGGAAUGGCAACGCCGGUAAGGACUGUGACAGGCAAAAUUCAGAGGAGACAGUUUUGA
Molecule: messenger RNA, 1740 nt
Organism: Lithohypha guttulata
Lineage: Eukaryota; Fungi; Ascomycota; Eurotiomycetes; Chaetothyriales; Trichomeriaceae
Exons: 1
Coding region: 1-1740 (579 amino acids)
Molecular function (GO): oxidoreductase activity, acting on paired donors, with incorporation or reduction of molecular oxygen; iron ion binding; heme binding
Source: RefSeq, a predicted model, not a curated record